Molecule: messenger RNA, 1524 nt
Organism: Dufourea novaeangliae
Lineage: Eukaryota; Metazoa; Arthropoda; Insecta; Hymenoptera; Halictidae
Product: G-protein coupled receptor Mth2-like
Exons: 6
Coding region: 1-1509 (502 amino acids)
Biological process (GO): G protein-coupled receptor signaling pathway; cell surface receptor signaling pathway
Cellular component (GO): membrane
Molecular function (GO): G protein-coupled receptor activity
Source: RefSeq, a predicted model, not a curated record
AUGUCUGGAAAUUCUAAAAGACUGCUAAUACUGCUGCACAUUCUUCUCUGCGAUCUGGCUGUUUGCUUUGGACGCGUAAACGACGAGAAACCAACGAUCUAUACGAUCCCUCUGGGAAACGACACUGCAUUACCAGAGAAAUAUAAACACUUACCACUGGUUGGAAAAUGUUGUCCAAACGGUGAGGUGCUCAUUAAAAAUGAUACACACGCAGCGAUCUGCGCUAUCGCUGACUCUAUGAUCGGUUCCAGCUUCUCUCCUCUCUUCAGUAAUUUCAACAGAACCGGUGUCGAGUUUCCCGGCGACAAACAAAAUACGUUCGUCGCGAUCAUUGGAGAUCCCUGUAAAUACAAAAAGUAUAUCCUAGAUCCGGAGAACACCAACGAAGAGGAAAGUUAUUUAUUAUUAAAUGGAUCCGUAUUCGUGCCUCAGGACGCUCCGUCGAUGUUGCAACCCGGCGUCGACUACUGCAUGGAGAUCGUACCGAAUAUUGGUCUGAAAACUUUCGUAUGCUUUCCAGAGGAACGCUUAGUAGUGACAGCGGAUUCCCGAUUUACCAUUUACGCCUGCGGGUUGUUGGUGUCGGUGCCAUUUCUGGUUCUUACGAUCCUCGCGUACUCGAUCACUCCGAAACUAAGGGAUGUCUACGGAAAAGCGUUGUGCCGUUAUUGCGGCUGUUUGGCACUGGCUUUUACUACUUUAGCGAUAACGCAACUGGGAAGUGGGCAUUUGUCGGAUCAGGCAUGCACCAGUAUAGCGUUCGUUAUCCAGUUCUCCUUCGUCGCCUGCUUCUUUUGGCUAAAUGUGAUGUGCAUCGAAAUGUGGUCGUUGGUGCGCAGCCACGUGGAUCGGGAAACGUACAAGAGGAUGAAGCCAAAAACGUUGUUCUUUUGGUACUCUUUAUGGUGUUGGGGUCCCUCGGUGAUACUUAUCCUCGUCUCGAUGAUCAUGGAUCUUAGUCCGACGAUACCGGCCACAUACGUCAAACCAAACUUCGGCAAGGAGAGCUGCUGGUUCAAAUCGGACGACGAAGCAAUGCCGUACUUCUACGUGCCAGUCGGUCUGCUGCUUCUGGGAAACAUGACUCUCUUCAUUUUGACGUUCCUCAAGCUGUCGAAGUACCAGAAGGAUCUCGACUUGAGACGGCUGGCGCGGAAUCAGGCGUCGGAUCGUCGCGAUCGAAGGUGUCUACGACGCUUGAGCAGAACGGCCAUCGUCUGCUUGAUCAUCUUCUUCCUGAUGGGACUGAACUGGUCGAUGGAGCUGAUAUCCUGGUUCGUCGACGGUGACUCGUUUGAUUGGUCCACGUUCGACCUGGUGAACGCCCUUCAAGGGGUUCUCGUGUUCGGUCUGUUCGUGAUCAGAAGACCACAGAGGGACUUCGUCUGGCACAGGAUACAGCAGCUUCGCGGUAUCGAUCUGGCUCCGCCGGAAGCUGGGAGCAUGGAACCGUACUUGCUGCCGAUAAUGAACGGCGACAAUGUGUCACGCGAAAUGAUAAUUCCGUGAGACGAACGCCCGAUC